CUCCUCUUUACAAAAACACAAACCAAACUAAAUAACAAAAUACCGUAAUUAACAUAAUGUGACACAUUAUUGUCCUCGUAAUAGUUAUAGAUAAGCUUAUAUUGUAAACAUAAUGGGUAAGCUUAUUGACAGAAGGACAAAUCAAUAGUACAGUGAUCUAAUUUUUGGUUUGGGUGUGGCAAGAGAAGAGAUAUAUCACUAGGCCGGCCAAAUAAGAGGCUAUGAAUGCCAGGCCGACGAAUAAAAUUUACAUUAUCUGCAAGUCAGCUGUAUAUUUCUUGCAAUAAAUACUCCAUUUUCGAUUUUGACGAUUGUAUAAAAAGAAUCGACAGAGACUCCAUCUCAUCAUUCGAUUAUAUUGAGAAAAGAAUGAAGUCCACUGUGUUGGCUGUUCUGGUGCUAGCCACCCUUAGCUCUAGCUACGGUGAAGACGAUGGCCAGUACCGUCCAGAGCUGUACGGUGGAGACGAUGGAAAAUAUCGUCCCAGUAAGGAGGGACUGUAUUACGACCCUUAUUAUAGGACGUACAAGAGCCUGCUCAUAAGAAAUGGAAAAUAUGAUCCGAUCUACACCGCAUACCAACCAGUUUACGUGAAGGCAUAUAAUCCUUAUCAGCAACUGUUGACACCUUUCGUAAAAUAUGGAGACCAAAACAGUUUGGAUCAAUAUCAUCUCACAUCGCCUGUUUCACCGGUAACAUACCGUCCUCCAGUCGUGCCUGUAGUAUCAGUGAACCCGAUUGUGUACUCAUCGACUCCGCAACCUGUCGUAUUUGCAUCCACCCGUAAGCCUGUGAUUGCAUCACCAGUUGAACCUUUCGCCUUCGCAUCAGCUCCUAAGCCAGUGUUUAGCUCGUCUAUUAAGCCUAUCAUAUAUUCUUCAACAGUCAAACCUCUUAUCCAUCCUGCGCCUGGAAAAUCUAUUUAUUCAUAUUCCCCCAUUUAUGCGAAAAAUUUUAAGGAUUACGAGGCAAAUGCUAGGAUAAUCAAACAGGAGAACGACAUUGAUCCAAAUGGAUAUCAUUACGCUUACGAAACCGAAAAUGGAAUUAAUGCUGAGGAAUCUGGUGUGGUUAGCUCUUCUGCAAGCGGCACUAAGCCACGAGGAUUUUUCGAGUAUAUUGGUGAUGAUGGUUUGAAGUACAGAGUUGAUUAUACUGCUGAUGAAAAUGGAUUUCACCCUAGUGGGACCCAUUUGCCUCAGUGAAGGCAGCUUCACGAUGACUACGUUUGCACUGACGACGAUAUUAAUUUAUGUUUAAUGAAAUAUUGAAAGCUUUAACAUUUAAUAAAAGAAGGCUAUUGAGUAUAAUUGACAAAAAAAACAAAAUAAAAAUUACUUUUUACUUUAAUGUUCCCCCUUACUUGGAAAAAAAUGCUUACAAAAAUGCGGUAAAUUAUAGGGUAAUACCACAAUAAUUUAAAAUUAUCUUCUUGCAAAUCUUUUUUAUUGAUUUAGUUACUCUUUUUACCAAAUUUUGGGUUUUACGAUCGUUUACCUGGAGUAAAUUCUGAUUUAACGAGAAUCGGCACCGCUGGGCAAAGGGUUACAAAAAUAAAAACUUUUAAAGAAAUGAAAAUAAACCACGCCGAUAUAACUAAAAAGCUAAAAAUAGUAAACCUUUUUAGAGUUCCGUAGUCCUGACAAGGAACCCUUAUAGUUUCGUCAUGUCCGUCUGUCCGUCCCCGGUAUUGCUUGGAGACUAUUAGCACCAGAGAUUUGUAAUUUUGUGGAGAUAUGUACAUCAAUCACGCAGACAAAAUAUUAUUUUUCCGGGUUUCUAGGGUUCCUAAGAUUAUUUUUCGAUUUAGGGAUCCGUUUGCGAAGCAUUGAGCUUUAAAUUGCUAAUUUUUGAUGGAGUGGGUCCCCUCCCCCCCUCUGAAAGCUAAACUUUUGGCUUGAAAAACCUGAAAUAUCAUGAGAAUAGUGCUUUUCAUGAACUUUUAAGAAAAAAUAUAACGGUUAAGAUAGAUUUGUUAGUUUAAGAUCAAUAGUAGUUCAACGUGGGUUAAAGAAAAUUUCUUACCUAUUGAAAAUUCUUUAGAAAGAAACAUAAAUAGUGUCGUAGUUGAAGUUAUUUUAGGGUAAAACCUAGCAUUGGCAACAGAAUCUAAAAAAAAACUUUUUAAAAACCACAAUAAAAUAUCAUUAGUUCUUAAACGCUACCGCGAGUACCAACGGCAACCAUUUUGAGUCGCGGUAACGAUACGUUUUUAUAAAAAGUAUAUAAGCACAUGAAAAGAUCGGCGGUUAUACCGCAUCAUGUCCUUCUCUGGGGAUGUUCGCUUUAGAUGAAGCUUUUAGUCAGAGUCUGACAUAACCUUGUAGCCUGCUGUAGGGUAUCCAUGAGGAUUUCACACCCGCUCCCCCGCCUGGUAGGAAACAAAAAAAAUCGGUGGUUAUCAUGCGUGUAAAAAAAUAGAUCACUUUCAAAAUAAAAAGAAAAAUCAAGAAGUUUAUUACGAUACCACAAUGGUUGUACACCAAUCCAGUGUGGGUUCCUACUAUUAAGUGUUUAACACCUGUACCAGAAGGAAUCACUCUUCUAGCAUAUUGAAUUGCAUGUGGAUUAGGCAUAUUGGGGAUACCACAUUGAAAAAAACGCGCCACUUAUUCUAACUCAAGAUGGUGUGGAAAUGAGUUUUUGGUCAAAGCGCUCGUUGGAGUACACUUUGCGGCGCUCGUACACCAAAACUAUUUACCUUAUGAAAAAAAAAGAUAGAUAUAUAAAUUGUAGGCCAUUGUCUCUAGUUUCAUUUUGUAUCAACUGUUUUUAUCGUAAAAUAAGUUGGAAAGGAGAUAUUGUUAAAGAACUGCUUUAAGGCGCCAUUUUUGCAAUAUGGCGGCGCGAGGUGGCAACGUCGAAAUUGGGUAAGAUAUAUAUAAAAUUACCAAUUUUUGAAACCCCCGGAAAAUUCUCCAGGUAAAAUUUCUAAAUGACUGUACUAUAAAGAUAAAAAACUUUAUUAUUUUUUGCUUUUUAGUUUUUUCGGCGGGUAAAUAUUUUUGUUCAAUCAUUUUAUUUAAAAAAAAUUGUGUAUAUAUUUUUUGUUAUAUACAACUCAGCAUCAAAAUCUGUGAGUAAACAUUUCCUUUCCCACCCUUGGAAAUUUAUCUGGGACCAAUGUCGAAGGAUACACUAUCAAAUUAAAAAUAAACAUAAAAAUCGGAGUACUUUGUAAACAUCAUCAUCUAUGACGGAGGUUUAAGAGGCUGAGUGGUAUUUAUGAUGGGUUUCAGGGUGUUGCUACUCGAGAGAUGCCUCGGGCUGGGAUGCCGGUGGGGCAAAUGUUAGUAUGAUGAAU
Messenger RNA from Chilo suppressalis (striped riceborer), 3305 nucleotides. NCBI's taxonomy places the organism in Eukaryota, Metazoa, Arthropoda, Insecta, Lepidoptera, Crambidae. The record is from the annotation of a GenBank genome assembly.